Lycium barbarum (goji berry) is the source of this 924-nucleotide messenger RNA. RefSeq lists its product as uncharacterized. NCBI's taxonomy places the organism in Eukaryota, Viridiplantae, Streptophyta, Magnoliopsida, Solanales, Solanaceae. The record is from RefSeq and is a predicted model, not a curated record. The coding region runs from base 1 to 924 and encodes 307 amino acids. The transcript is spliced from 2 exons.
AUGAAAAGAAAGAAAAAACGGCUGACAGAGGUGGAAAGGAAGCUGCUAUGUCACAAGGAUCGAAACAAGAUGAUGGAAAGAACUGCAAUAAGAGAAAAAAUCAGAAAGAAGUUGAGAGAUGAACUUAAGGAGAAAAACAAUCACAAAAACAAACAGCAAGUGGGAAAGAUGGGUGAAGGACCAACUGCGCAGAGCAAUGAAAGUAAAGCAACUAAAUUUCAAUUCAAAGCUACUAAUGAGCAAACUGCCAAGAACAAGAAAAAGAAGAAAAUUAAGAAAAUGCCACAAAAAAAGAGUAAGGUGGUAUUCAGGCCACAGAUUUCUGCUGAAAUUAAGACCAGGAAGAGAUACAAAAGAACUCAGAUUAGACAGGAUAAAAGCAGGAAUUUGGAUGAUCAAGAAGGGCAGCAAGAACAGAAAAUUCACAACCUUGAUACAGCUGCUAAGUAUCGAGAACCAAUACAACUGUUUGUGGAGCAGUGCUGUGAUCAGAAGGAUCCAAAUGCUGAGGAAGAAAAUGAAGUUGUAGAAGAAACCCCUAGAGCUAAGGAGGAAGAUUCAGUUUCCAGCAAUAUCAACAGAGGAAGCAAAAAAAGUGAAACAAAGGAUCAGGAAGAAACAAAUGAGACUAAAACAAGGAAUCAACAAGAAGAAGAUCUCAACAAAAAGAGACAGCACAAACGAAAGGAUUAUGAAAAUUAUAUAAUGGAGGAGUCAUCAAACACUAAAUAUGUUAGCCAUGAGAAUGAGAGGACUUCUCAGAAAAGUGAUCAUGGAAAAGACUCUGAUACUGAUUAUAUAGAAGAUAGCAACACUCAGAGAGGAAGAAGCAAAAGCAAGAAAUCCGAAAAAAGAGAAAACUCCAAAAAAGCUCUUUCACAAGGAAGGAGGACAAAAGCAGAUACCGCCCAAAAUAUCCAAUGA